AUGGCGGAUCAGACUGGUGCUGCUACGACUUUUGGGUAUCAGCCUUUGGGUACUUCUUUUAAUGCCAGAGGAGCAAGUGAUACCCCUGUAAUGGAACGAAUGGACGAAUGGGCUUUGAAGGUGUUGAUUGUGCUUUCUCAGUAUUUCUUGGUUGUGUGGCGUUGGCUGGCCAAACUGGUUGGGUGGGUAGUUCUCUGGGCCAUUCGGAUAUCUGUGAAAUGCAAUCCUUUGGAAGGCGUGGAUCUAACGGUAGGGCAAUCAGAGGAUGAUAAUGCCAACCAGGAGGAAGACUUUUAUGAUGCCAUUGCCAAUGAAUUUCCAUGUGUCAACGAAAAUUCUGAUGAGGAUGAUGAUGAAGAGGAUCAACCAUUGCGAGAGCAGCAGCCAGAUCAUCCCAGUGCUGGAGGUGAUUCCGUCUCGGAACUUCCCAUUGAACAAUUGGAGCUACCCGCCUUGCCAGCCCCCCGGGGAGCAUCGUCUUCCACGGCGGCUGUGAUUGUCGAAGAAGAGCCGAGUACCAGUCAAGACGAAGACGAUGAACCUCCACAACAACCAACAUCCCUGAUUCCCUAUCGUCCCUUCUCGGCUCCUGGGCUACAACUUCAGCCAUCACCCACUACUAUCGGUACUACUAUUCACCAGUCGGAUGCCUACAUUACGGAAAAUCUCCUCAUCACCUCCAGUAAUAGUCUGCAAAACAGGAAAAAUUCCACACAAGGACUCCCCAAACACAUGCUCAAAAAGCCACCUCCGUCACAGCAAAAGGAAGAACCCCACAGUAAUGACAACAACAAUCGUAAUAAGAAACGAAAACCACAAAACGGUGGCAUUCCCACGGAGAUUUUUACCCGUGACAAUCAAGAUCAUCGACCCCGGAGUAGAGCACACACCACACACGAGGACAGUGAUGAGGAUGAUCAGGAACCCACUCGGAAACAUCAUCGCAGAACCAGCACUCGCAAAGGACUCCUGUCCAGUAGCAGUGACGAGGACGACGAGGACAGCGAUAUUGGUGUUUCUCGUCGUAGUAGCCGCAACCGAAAAAACAAAAACAGAAAGACACCCAAACAAUCCAACAAAUCGAAGCGAGCUCGUCCUUCCAGUGACGACGACGAGAGCAGGGAAGCAUCGAAACGACAGAAAAGGCGUUCUCCGAGGAGUGAAGAAACCAGCCACAAUCAACUAUCGUCGUUCGCUUCCUUGGCCAGUCGACGAAAACGAAGUGCGUCUGUGGCUAGUAGUAGUCGAAGAUCCACCCGCAAAAAGACGCGUGUCAAUGAAGACGACAAUACGUCACGCCGAAAACAAAAAGCUCAGAGCCAUCGCUCCAGCAAGAACAAAAAGAGCCAAAGGAAGAAGGAUGAGAGCAGUAGUUCCGAGAGUGAUGACGACAGUAGUUCCGAGGAUGACAGUGACGACGACUCAUCGUCCAGCUCGGGUCCUCUCGAUUACAGCCAACUGCCCACACGCCCGAGCGAAUUGCCUCCGGCAUACACCAAGAAAAUUCAUGCCGUCGGAUUUGCCCCUUGGAAUCGCAAAGUGCUGCCUUGUAUGAUUGCCAGUCCGUUUGACUUUUUGGAGGAUUCCUCCUUUCAAAAAGUAUGGAUGACCACGGCGCGCAAACAUUUAAAAGAACACGGCGCACUGGAUGCGGGCGAAUUGCCCUACAUGGUGUACUGGUUCACGGACAAUUCCUAUGCCGUCGUUCCACCGAAAAAGUUUGUCGACUAUGAGGAUGCCGAAGAAAAAUGGAAGCAAAAACCCACCGCGUUGGUGCAGAAACUCCAACGGGGCAAGCCAUUGAAUCGGAGGGAAACCAUGGUCAUGGACGGGCUGGAAGAAGCGGCCGAAUCGGCGCAAUGUCCCGCCAAACAUCGGACGCAUCCGCAAUUGGAAAUGUUGCGGCAAUCACAGCAAAAGCGAAAAGCACGUUCGAGGCGACGACGAUAG
Molecule: messenger RNA, 1950 nt
Organism: Seminavis robusta
Lineage: Eukaryota; Bacillariophyta; Bacillariophyceae; Naviculales; Naviculaceae
Source: the annotation of a GenBank genome assembly